CAGGAUCCAAAGCGCGAAAUAGAGAAGGUGCUCCAGUUUCUGGAAAAGGACCUGAAGGAGGAAGUGGUGAAUAAAAUCCUCCAGCAUACCUCCUUCCAGGAGAUGAAGAAGAAUCCUACUGCUAACUAUGAAAUGAUGCCAACCUGGGCUAUGGACCACAGUGUGUCUCCAUUCAUGAGGAAAGGGAUGUCAGGAGACUGGAAGAAUUACUUCACCGUGGCUCAGAAUGAGAUAUUUGAUGCACAUUAUAAAGAGCAGAUGAAAGGCUCGACAUUCAGAUGCCAAAUGGAGAUAUGAAGAAAAGGCUUCCCUAUGUUUCAUCAGACAAAUGCUAGCUGUCUAAAUACUAAAAUAGGUGAACUGCCUGGCCUUAAAUGAGGAUAUUGAUAUAAUAGGCAUCAUGGAAACUUGGUGUAAUGAGGAUAAUCAGUGGACUUGCAAUAAUACGAGGGUACAAAAUAUAUAGGAAUGACAGAGCUGGUGGGGGAGUGGCACUAUAUGUGAAAGACAGCAUAGUCAAGUAAAGUAAAAAUCUAAAAUGAAUUAAACUGAACCAUAGAAUCGCUAUGGAUAGAAAUUUCAUUUUGAAUAAUCAGAGUAUAGCAGUAGGAAUAUGCUACCGACCACCUGACCAGGAAAGUGAUGGUGACUUUGAAGGAGUUUAGAGAGGCUAUGAAGACAGAAAACCCAAUAAUAAUGGGGGAUUUCAACUGUCCUCAUAUUGACUGGGUACAUGUCAUCUCAAAAAGGGAUGCAGAGGUAAAAUUUCUAGACACAUUAAAUGACUGCGUCUUGGUUCAGCUUGUCCUGGAACUCUCAAGGGGAGAGGUAAUUCUUCAUUUUAAUCCUAAGUGGAGCACAGAAUAUGGCCAAGAGGUAAAUAUAGCUGAACAUCUCAGUAAUAGCGACAAUGAUGUAAUUAAAUUUAACAUUCUUGGAGGGGGAGAAAUGCCAAAGAAACCCACCACAAUAGCAUUUAACUUCAA
Messenger RNA from Terrapene triunguis (Three-toed box turtle), 986 nucleotides. RefSeq names its product sulfotransferase 1C3-like. The annotation marks the transcript as partial. The transcript has 2 exons. Gene Ontology annotation, biological process: sulfation. The record is from RefSeq and is a predicted model, not a curated record. NCBI's taxonomy places the organism in Eukaryota, Metazoa, Chordata, Testudines, Emydidae. Gene Ontology annotation, molecular function: sulfotransferase activity. Gene Ontology annotation, cellular component: cytoplasm.